UUCAUUUCAUUCCCCCACUUCCAACUUUUCUACUUCUUAACCUCAUCCUUUCUCUCUCUUCUAGCAUCAGUACUCUCUAACGAGAAUCCAUUCCUAGUAGAAUUAGAAUACAAAAAUUAAACCCUCCAAAAUAAAAUGGUUAUAUCAUCAUCAACAAGAAUAAAAAGUGCUAAAAUUUCAGCAACAAGAACAGAUGCAGGGCUUCGUAUUGUAAUACUGCAAAUUCCUGAGGUUGAAUACUCAUCAAAUAUUGUGGUUAAAUCUGGGUUAAGAUCAUUAACCCAAACACCCAUCACUUCAUCAUCAUCAGUGAUUAACAGCAGUGCCAAUAUUAGUAGUAUUCAUGGAGAUUUUAAUUGUUUUCUCAGAUCUUGUCAUUUAUGCAACAAGCCUCUUUCCUCUGAUAAAGAUGUUUACAUGUACAGGGGUGAUCAAGGAUUUUGUAGCAUAGAAUGCAGGAGCAGGCAAAUAAUGGUAGAUGAAAUGAAAGAGAUGGAGGCCAAGACCAAGAAGAGGGUUGCAGCUGCUGUUACUUCUUCUGUAGAUUGUCAUGGAUGUGAAACUUGUACGCUAUUAGAGGACCUUAGACAACGUCGAAAUCGCCGUAAUAAUAAUAAUAGUAAUAAUAAUAAUAAUAAUAAUAAUAAUAAUAAUAAUAAUAAUAAUAAUAAUAAUAAUUACAAACAAUUCAUGUCUCCUACAAAACAUCAACAACCAUUGCUCUCUUUCUCAUAGUUGAUUAGGAUCUUAUAUGUGGUGUAAAUUUUUGGUAGCUAGGGUUUAUAAGCACCAUGAUUCGAUGGACGAAGUUGUUAGAAUGUUGGUGUAAUCCAUAGUAUAUAUGUGAUAUUUUCUUGCC
Molecule: messenger RNA, 859 nt
Organism: Beta vulgaris subsp. vulgaris (sugar beet)
Lineage: Eukaryota; Viridiplantae; Streptophyta; Magnoliopsida; Caryophyllales; Amaranthaceae
Exons: 2
Coding region: 136-735 (199 amino acids)
Source: RefSeq, a predicted model, not a curated record